Messenger RNA from Dicentrarchus labrax (European seabass), 3531 nucleotides. RefSeq lists its product as uncharacterized. Gene Ontology annotation, cellular component: plasma membrane. NCBI's taxonomy places the organism in Eukaryota, Metazoa, Chordata, Actinopteri, Moronidae. The record is from RefSeq and is a predicted model, not a curated record. The transcript has 6 exons. Bases 395 to 1537 code for a protein of 380 amino acids.
CUCCUGGGAGCGCGUAAAGUUCUCUCUUGGCUGUGCGCUUUUACGCACAGACCGUGGACGGUGACCGGACCUGUGUGAGUCUCCGUGAGCACGGCAGCAUCAUGAGUGGCAACACAGAGGGGGUUUUCCUCUCUCCGCCAAGGGAGUGAGGACAGAAGAAGAGGACAGACAAGAAGGAAGAAGUAAGAGAAGAGCAGGGAAGGGGAUAGGAGAGGAGAGAAAAGCAGUGGAGGAAGACAGAAAAGUAGGACAGGGAAGCAACAAACUUUCCUCUAAAGGAUCUUUCCACCUCAUACUGAGACUUUGUUUGAGCCAAAGUGCCCGACCACGAGGCUGUGAAUCCCUGCUUCCUUUUUUCCUCUCCCAGAGCUCCUUUUCUUCUUUAGCUGACCCCAUGUCUCCGAAAGUGGGACCCACCGUCCAGAGCACAGGCACCCACCUCUGGGUGCUGCUGUGUCCCUUGCUCUGUGCGCUGGCCCUGGCUAGAGGCUCCACGCUGAGCCCUGAGGACUUGCAGAGCACUGCAGCCAUGUCACUGCCAGAGGACGGGACAGGUACAACGUUCCAGCUGCAGCCAGACCUGCAGACUGAAGCCCAGAUGGAAGCACAGACGGAAGCUCAGACAGAAGUACAGACAGAGGCUCUGACAGACCCGCCAACUCAGAGCAUCACCAGCAACUAUACAGGUCUGUCCUGCGUCCCUGUCCUGCCACCACGCCGGGGUUCUUUCUACGUGGAGAGCGGCACAGGCGUGUCAAUCGGCAGCGUGUUGGCCUUCUGGUGCAGAGAGGGAUACCAGCUGGUUGGCAGCGACAAAAUCUACUGCAAUGUCAGGAACGGCAAACCGCAGUGGAGUAACUACCUGCCUGUGUGUGAAGCGAUCCCCAGACCUGAGGACCGAGGCCUGAGAGUGGCUGUGUUGGCUUCAGUGGUGAGUGGCAUUGUCAUCCUCGCCAUGUCCCUGUCCUUCCUCAUCUGCUGCCUGCAGGAACGAUCCAGUCGGGACAGAGCCAAGAAGGAGGGACGGAGCAGGCGCAGAGAGAAACGCUCGGCCCGUCGCAGCGAGUGUUGGCUGGAGAGAGAAGAGGGUGAGUGGGAAUCUUUUCCCCCUCCCAAGAUCUUCCAUCUCUCCCAGAGGAUGAACCCCCGGCUGGCUCCUGACAGCCCCCUCUACCUGACUGGAGGACUCGGUGGAUAUGAGAACAGAGGAUACCAGAGGAGUCAGGAGAGCUUGCUGAAGGCCUCCAUGCCCGGGCUGUACCGCUCCGACUCUCAGCUUUACCCACACGUUGUGCUGCAGAGGGUCCCAACUCCGACUGCGCCCUCCGCCCCAUCCGCUCCGUCUGCCCCCCUCUACCUCCACCUCCCUUCCUCCUCCUCCGCUGCCUCCUCGCCCGCCCACAACCAGCCUCACAUCAUGGCGCAGUAUCCCACCCCGACGUACCCGCCAAACCCCAACACAGCUGUUCCCGCCUACCCACACCCGGCGCCUAUCUACCCCAACCCCAACCCGACACCACAGCGGCCAUGGCAGUAGCGACGUCUUUCACUUUCUCUGUUCUAAAGCAGACAUGAAAAGAAGGUGUAAAAAUGGAGAGGCAGCCAGUGUAGAAGUCCCCCCUUUGUGCUGCAUGCUUGCUGAACUUGUCCUGCAUUUUGGACUCAACAGGAACUUAACACAGAUUUUCUUUUUCCUUAAUUCUUACUGAACUGCUGCUGCACUUCCUGCAAGAGGAGUUCUCUGGAGGAGGUCCUGCUUUAUUUUAGCCGUCGGAAAUUACGAGAAAGCUUCAAGUAGCCCGUCGACAAGGGAACGCAGGAAGCUUUAAUUUAAGGAGUGACGUUUAUGAAAGAAUAACCUGCAAUGAAGGAUCAUAAAAGACUUCGACUGUGGCCGCCACUGUUCAGGCAGCUCAAACCUAUCAGCAGUGUUCAUUUUUUAAAUAGUUUAUUGUUAUGAAAAGGAUCCCUAUCAGCCUUCAUGAGGUCCACAUUCUCUAACCUAGACAGAUAUAUAUAUAUAUUUUUUUUUUGCUUUAAAACUAAAGACUUAACAUGAACUUUGGAAAUCUCAUGUGUAAUGUAAUGAAAGGUUUCGGGUCACUUUACAGUUCUUGUUAAUAUGUCCAAGUAGUUUCCCUCACUUUGGAGUAAAUAGACUGCCAGUAGGGAUUUAUGGGUAGCAAACACACUGUGAUUAAAAUGCAGCUGUUGCUGCAACUACUGAAUGCAGCCAAUUUUGUGCUGUUUGUAUGGAUUUAAUGAUACAGUGAUCGUUUUCAAUUGAUCCUUCCUUUCUCACUGAAAUUGUUAACAAAAUGUAAUUUUUUUUCUGUCUUUGUUUAUUUUUCUCUCCUUGUACUGCCGCAACUCACUUAACACAUAAUUAUUUAUGACAAAGCUAAUUUUAUGGUUGGCAGUUGGACUAGUGAAGUCAUCUAGGGCCCCUGAUGGAUUAGGAACAUGUAGAAUAUACAUGACUAAAAUACUGACUGGGAAUCAGUCCUGGGUCAGAUAAUAAGUGCAAAUUAAUUAAUUUGCUUGAUGUAAUUUCAAGGUCCAGUGUGCAGGAUUUAGUGGCAUCUAGUGGUGUAGUUGCAGAUCUGUCGUUUCCCCAUCCCCUUCCAAGUGUGAAGGAGAGACUACGGUGGCUCUUAAACAUGCGAAAAACACAAACACCCCUAUCUAGAGCCAGUGUUUGGUUCUGGGCUACUGUAGAAACAUGCCGGUUCAACAUGGCGGACUCCAUGGAAGGCGACCCGCGGUGUCUGUAGAUAAAAACAGCUCAUUAUAAGACAACAAAAACACAAACAGGUUCACAACACUCUUUAAACACUAAUGAAAACAUACCUAUUAAUAUUGUUUUCCAUUUCCAAUAGCUCCUCUGAAAUGAUACACACUGGACCUUUAAGUCUGAUUUGAGCCUCAGAUAGGUUCAGACAAUACUUUGUUAAUUGCAGAAAAUUAUGCAAAAUUGAUUUUCAAUUUCAAGAAAAGCUCUUGUGUGACAUAACAAAGGUUCUCUAUGUAAGUUAUAGCAAACAUAAGGCAGUCAGACACACUGCGAGACUGCUGUUUUGUCCCUGACGCACCGGAAACUGCACAGAAAUGCACUGAUAUGUAAAGUUUGAGUGGAGAGGUGGAGAAACUUCUGAACCAUGUCGACCUAUGAACUCUGAAUCACUUGAAUUCUCUGAACUUAGGCUGCAGUUGUGCAGCAAAUGUGGAUUUUGUUCCUAAUUUCAUUGUUUUUAAAUGAAUAAUUAACCUUAAACCUUUAUUAUUUCCUUGGUCUAUGUACAGCUUUUUAAUCAUAAACUGUCUAAGAGGCCCUUUACUGUUGCUUUAGUCAGUCCAUACUCCAGCUGUGGGGCAUUCUUUAUUUUUAGAAGUAGCCACACUAACAAAUCUGCACUUUACAUUUUUUGAAGGGGGGGGUUUAAACAGAAUAUUUCUCUUACUGUAAACUAUUUGUUGCAUAAUACUAAGACUGCCAUAAAAGCUGAAUAAAGAUACUUUUGUUUAGUUGAA